Messenger RNA from Miscanthus lutarioriparius, 633 nucleotides. NCBI's taxonomy places the organism in Eukaryota, Viridiplantae, Streptophyta, Magnoliopsida, Poales, Poaceae. The record is from the annotation of a GenBank genome assembly.
AUGCCACCGCUCGACGUCGGCUCCCUCGUCUUGCACGACGAUGGCGGCGCGGAGCUGGAGGCGUCGUGCGGCUGCGAAACCGCGCCGUCAUACUCCGACUGCGACCCGUACGCCCCCGCGGAGUCUCUCCGGCUGCGGAUCGGCGAGGACAUCGACUGGAGCGACGUCGUCGGCGCCGUGGCGGUGCUGGAGCGGGAGGACUCCACCAAGGGCGCCGCCGCCAACCCCAAGUCGUGCGCCGCGCGCAGGAGCGCCGCGACGGCCGCGAGGAGCUCGCUGUCCGCCCCACCGGCGCCGAGGGCGGUGGCCGUGGUCAUCGGCGGCCUGCCGGCCGCGCGCGACCAUGGCGGCAGGCGCCGAUCCCCGUGCCGGCUUCAGCUUCAGCUUGGCGAUCGCGCGAGGGUAUUCGAGUCCGGGGAGGCCGCGGCGGGUCGUCAUCAGGCGGAGCCUGGGUCGCCCAAGGUGUCCUGCCUCGGAGGCGUCCGGUCGCAGCCGAGGACCGCGGCUGAGGGCAUCACUAGUGGUGGCGGUGGGCGCCGGUGGUGGGCGUGGCUGGUGGCAGACGUCAUGUUCUGCUGCUGCUGCUGGAAGGGUCGCCGCGACAGGAGGCCGAGGGCGAGCGAAGCCGAGUAG